GUCACGUCCAAAGUGGCCGCCGUCGCAAGUCAAGAACCAGGAGUUGUCCUGACGGCUCCGAAGAUAGUCCAGAAAAGCUGCUUCGACGCCGUAAAGCAUCCAAUCAAAAACAAAAAGUCAGCCCAAGACCAGGGCGGAAUCUUAAAAGUCAAUCGGGAGCAUUAUUUACGGGAAAGAACAAAGCAGCAUACUAUAGAGCCACGGAAUAUAAAAGUUCCAUUACUUAACAUUAAAAAUUCUCAGGAUGUUACCUCGAGGGAAAUGGUCCUUACUCUUGGUGGCACCUUUUUUACUCCUCAUACUACAUUCUGCAACAGCCCAAAAGCUUACCCUUGACGCUGAUGGGACAGUAAACUUUGAAGUGGACACUGAUGGCGACUAUGACUUGGACACGAAUGACGAUAUAUCAACCUUGGUAGAAGAACUCGUUCUCGAAGGUGAAAGUUACGACCAAGCAGAGGCUGAUGCUGAAGCUGAACUGGGCUUGGAUGUCGGCGGCUUCGAAACAACGGUCACCGGAGGCGGAGCGAAGACUUCUGUUUCCACUAAGACGAGUACAAAAGUAGUCAACGGAGGUGCUGCCGAGGUAGACUUUGAGGGCGAUGUAGGUCUUGAUGCCUUUGAUUACUUAGGUGAAGGUGCAGAUUACUACGUUGAUGGGGAAACUGACAUCGGAGGAGAACUCGACGUCGGAGGAGAACUCGAUGUCGGAGGAGAACUCGACGUCGGAGGAGCAACUAAGACCACAACCAAAGUAAAAACAAGUACCAAGCAGGUACAAACUACACAGGCUGAUGUGGGCGGUGACUAUCUCUUUGGCGAUUAUGAAGAAGUUGAAGACCCAGGGGUUGAGUAUGAGAUUGAAUACGAAGAUUAUGAAGAUGAAGGAGCUGAAGCAACUGCAGAUGAGACUGUAGAUCUUGAAGGCGCUUAUGAUUACGAAGGAGCUGAAGCAACUGCAGAUGAGACUGUAGAUUUUGAAGGCGCUUAUGAUUACGAAGGAACUGAAGCAACUGCUGAUGAGAAUGUAGAUCUUGAAGACGCUUAUGAUUAUGAAGGCGCUGACGAUGAAGGCCUUUUUGAGGUGGAAGGCGAUUACGAUUUGGAAGGAGACUAUGAUGUGGAAGGUAACAUAAAGGUAAAAUCGAAGACUAAAGCUGAAGGUGAUGUUAGUUUCGACAUAGGUGGCGAUUAUGAUUUUGGAGCUGAUUAUGGCUUGGAGCUUGGUGGUGAUUACGAAGCUGAAGCCACGGAAGACGUUGUCGCCGAAGGUGAUGAGGGUUUUGAUUUUGGUGGUGAUUACGGUUUUGAUGAUGCUUUCGGAACUGACGUAGAAGCUGGAGUAAAUGUUCAAGCGCAAACAGAACAAGUAGGCGAUUAUGACUAUGGAGCUUUAACUGGUGGUGGAGACGUUGAAGGAGAUUAUGGAGCAGAUUAUGAAGAAGAUUAUGGUAAAGGACGCAGACGACACAGAGGCCGUGGACGCUACAGAGAGAGUGACGAUUACGAUUAUUCGGAGAGUGGCGAUUAUGAUUAUGGACGUGGAAGGCAUAGAGGAGGAAGAUAUGAUUACGAAGAGCGAGAUUAUGAAGAUGUGGAAAUUCAUAGAAAAGAAAUUAUCGAAGAAGAACAAGAGGAGUUAGAUGUGAACGAAAAACAAAAAAAAAAUUUUAAAACGCACAUCAGCUGGAGGGAUCAUAAUGAGACAGAAAAAGAUCUUCACGAAAAAGAGAAAAAACAUUAUCGCAAAAUAAAAGUAAUAGAACAUGUGGGAGGAUUUAAUUCAGAAUACGAUGAGGAAUCUAUUUUGGAGUCUAUAUCAACGGAAGGUUCACAUGCUGACAGUCAAGAGAUGAGACUUGCUGAAGGGCUCAAAGCGGAAGCUGCUUUGAAGAUAAAAGCACAGAAAGACGCAAGAUUAGCAGAGAUAGGUGAACCAUCGUUAUCUUUCUCUCAAGAAAUUUCAAAUUCUGAGGAAUGGGGCUCCGUUGUUGACUUCGAAAUCGAGCAAGAAGCUCUAGCUGCUCAGAGAGAGGGAGGAAAUAUUUUCCUAAAAGAAGACGGGGCUUUAGACGAGGCUUUAGAUGCAGAAAUAAAGGCAGUUUUGGAAAACGAAAGGUCAAUCCUUCAAGAUGAAGCAAGGUUCAGAACGCGUGAGCAAAUCCAAGCUGAGUUGGAAGCUGAUGUUUUGCUUGAUCUGGAACAGCAUGGCGGUGGUCUCACUGAAGGAGGAUUUGGGGCCGCUUUGCAGCUGAGAGGCGAUGAAGUCGAAGUCAAGGUAAAGGAACAAAUCGAAGCCCAAAUAGACGAUUUUAUUCAAGUCGAUGCUGAAGUAAAUGCCGUUAUUAAUGAAUUUGAUGACACACAUACUCAUGUUACGAUUCAUCUUAGGGAUCCAGAGUUUGACCAGAGACUGUACCGAAGAUAUCAAGACUAUCCCGUUCUGGAGAGCUUCCGAGAAUACGUCGUGAGGGAAGUGGAUUCUCAGCGCAGAGAUUUCUAUUUGGAUAACAGGGAAAAUAGAACGACAGUGCGUGAAAAUGAUCUGGCCUUUGACAGAUACAAACUUCGUCCUCGAGUGCAAAAGAACUCUGGCAGCCCGUACAUUGGAGAAAAAAUUUUGGGUCAUUUUGCGUCCGCACCUUUUGGAAUUUCUCCUAUACCCUUUUUGGAAUGGACACAUCCCGAUGGAGAAAUUGGCGUAGCGCAUGCUGCUGAAGCCUUCCUUCUUCCAAUGAUUGUGAGUGCCUUCUCAAAUACUUACUUAGAAGAAAUCCGUUUCAAUGCGCCUCAUGCGAAACUGUGGAUGGAAACAUUCGUUUUCAAAGACAGAAGAAUCACUGACAACAUCGUCAGCAGAGCUUCUGACUCCGGCUACGAAGCCAUUGUGGUGACCGUUGACGCCCCGGUGUAUUCUGACCAGUUCGUUACCAGAGGAGCAGACAUCAUUCUUCCUGAAUAUCUAAGGUUGCCAAACAUAGAAGAUCACGAUGUAAUUAUUGACAGGGGUGAAAGGUUAAAACUUAAGCUCGAUGCUGAAGCUGAUGUAAGUGCCAGUGUUGACGUAAGUGCCAGCCUUGAUGCAAGCGCUAGCCUUGGUGCGAGUGCCAGUCUUGAUGCAAGUAUUGAUGCCAGUGCGUCUAUUGGAGCUAGUGCAAGCAUCGGAGCCGGUGCUAGCAUUGGAGCUAGUGCAAGUAUUGGAGCUGAUGUAGGCAUUGGAGCCAGUGCAAGUAUUGGAGCCGAUGUAGGUAUUGGAGCCAGUGCAAGUAUUGGAGCCGAUGUAGGCAUUGGAGCCAGUGCAAAUAUUGGAGCUAGUGCAAGCUUAAAUAUUGGCGCUGAAGCUGACGCAAGUGCAAGCGUUGUACUUGAUGCGAGUGCAAGCACAAGUGUUGAGGCUGAUGCAAAAUUUAGUGCUGAAGCAACUGGAGAUGUUACUGGAGGUGAUAAUGAUUAUGCUGGUGCUGGAGCGGAUCCUGGAGCUUACGAUUAUGCUAGUACCGAUACCGGAAAUUAUGAUUAUGGUAGCACUACUGGAAAUUAUGAUUAUGGUGGCACUACCGGAAAUUAUGAUUAUGGUGGCACUGACAAUCAGAAUAAUGACUAUGCUGGUGCAGAAGCAGCAGACUACAAUUACGACUACAAUGGUAAUGCUGAUUACGGAACAGCUGACGGUACAGUAAACCGUCGAAAACGUGACGUUGCUGCCUUUGCAAGUGCAGAUGCUGACAUCUCUGCAAGUGUUGACGUGAGUGCAGAUGUUAGUGCGUCAUUGGAUGCAAGUAUAUCAGCAGAUGCUUCAUUAGAUGCCAGUUUGUCUGCAGAUGUUAGUGCUUCAGUAGAUGCAAGUUUGUCUGCGGAUGCCAGUACAUCAGUGGACGCCAGUAUAUCAGAAAGCAUUAGUGAGUCUGCCAGCGUCUCUGGAUCCGUAUCCGGUAGCAUUUCUUACAGCGCAGACCGACUUCUCUAUGAACCUGCUGAGUUUGACAUUGGAUUCGGUCACAUCCACCACAAAGGAGUACUCGAAGGCCAUAUUGAAGGACUAGCGGGAACAUUUAGCUUCUGCAUCGGUUCUUAUAGCUUCGAGACACUCUUUGACGCCCUAGUGGAUCCAGGUGCAGAUUGGAGCGACUUCAAGAGAGUUCGAGACAAUACCGAUUUACCAGUCGUUGCUAAAGGAAUACUAACAGGUUGUGAUGCCAGGGAAGCAGCUAAGAAUGGUGCAAACGGUGUCAUUGUAUCAAAUGAUGGUGGAAGCAGACUCGAUGAAACUCCCGCAACAAUUGAAGCAUUAGCUGAGGUAGUAGAAGCUCUGCAAGACAUCGACUUCGACCAUGUCCAAAUCUUCAUGGAUGGAGGGGUAAGAUUUGGCACUGACAUCUUCAAAGCCAUCGCCAUAGGAGCUGACGCAGUGUUUAUUGGCAGACCAGUUGCUUGGGCACAUCUCCACAGUGGCAGAAAUGGUGUGCAAAGGGCACUUCAAAUUUUGCGAAAGGAGUUUGAAAGAACAGCAACUUUGAUGGGCGUUAAAGACAUCGACGACAUAGUCCGUUCAAUGGUAGUAUCUCAGAACUACUACAUCAAUCGAUACGAAUCCGACUACCGUCGUCAUGGUGAUCGCCACGAUCGUGGUCAUAGCUCUGGUCACCACUCUGACUACUAUCUUGUUUGUCCGUUCGACUACAAGGACAACCACCUCAACGGCCACCUACACACAUUCCUCGAUUUGGACGGUGGAGAUCAAUGGUUCGCCGACACAGACUUCUCCUUCUCCUCCUACUCAUUCUUCGGUUCCUCUUCCAGCAGCAGUUCCAGCAGCAGCUCUAGUAGCGGCAGCAGCAGCAGUAGCAGUCACCAUACCAGCAGUCACAGUGACAGCAUCGUCGGUGCUUCCGAUAGUUUCAGCUGGAGCAGUGACAGCAGCCCGAGUGACGGCAUCUCAUCGUCGUGGAUCGAAGUCGACAUCAUUCCUGAUGGUCUCAUCUCGGUCGACUCAUCCGCCCUCAGUGGCGUUGUGGACGACCUCCUCAGGUCUAGCGACUCUUGGAGCACGUUCCUGGUGCCACCGUACGGUCUCCCUCACGGUGGUGACGUCGUUAACGUCGUCGAGAAGGUCGCCGAAGAGAUUGCCUCUGCUCUCGAGAGCCUUAUCCUCAGUGGAGAGAUCGAUCCGAUCUCCCAGGCGAUCGACCUCGUGUCCAUUGCUAAGGAUGCCAUCGAUUCCUACGUGUCUCUCAUUCCAGUCGACCCUAGCGCCAGUGUACCCAUACCCGGCAUUUUCACGGGUGGUAAAGAACUUGCCCUUGAGCUUGUCUUUAGCAAACUCGGACUCUCCGUUCCUUUCGUGUCAGCCUCUGUGGACGAGACAAUCGAGGCACUCUCUGCGUCUGCAGAUGUUGGAGUUGGCGUAGCUGCAAGUGUCGGUGCUGCUGCAGCAGUGUAGAUAUAAAUAUAUCCAUAUCAGUCCCUCUCCCCAUGUGCCCAUCAAUUCGCAAUCAAGUUAAACACGAAACACGAUGCAAUAAAAACUUUAUAACCGACAAGAAAUAUAUAUGUAAUAAAAACUUUCUUCACAAAUGUAUGUGUAAGUAUUCAUUAAAGAUGGGUACAUAUAUCAGUGCGUUUUUCAGUUGUUUAGAGAUUUUAAGAAUAAAAAACUUAUUUCGGUAAAACUGGUUUCUCUCUUGUCCAUGAUGUUCUCACAAAUUCCUUUACAAUGUAUAAUAAGCAAUGAGUUAAAACUUAAUAAAAUUUGCUGCAUAUAAA
Uloborus diversus is the source of this 5763-nucleotide messenger RNA. RefSeq lists its product as uncharacterized. The record is from RefSeq and is a predicted model, not a curated record. Bases 245 to 5440 code for a protein of 1731 amino acids. Gene Ontology annotation, molecular function: transferase activity; oxidoreductase activity. Lineage: Eukaryota; Metazoa; Arthropoda; Arachnida; Araneae; Uloboridae. The transcript is spliced from 14 exons.